CCUUGCCCCUCUUUUCCUCGAUUCAUGAUCUUCAGCUCGCACUCCCAGCCGAGCUUUUCAGUCUCUCUUAUCUCACACUCUUCUCCUUCUCUCUAACCGUUUCUUAUCUUCCCUAUCAAACCCUUCCACUAAUACCAAUCUCCAAUCAUUUCAGUUUCUUCCUCAAAUUCCUGUGCAUGUAUCAGAAUUAGGGUUUUUGUUUUUUGUUUUUUGGUUUUUGUUUUUUCCCCUUCUGGCUUUGUACAAUUUAGCCCUAGGGUUUUUUAAUCAAUGUUUUGACUCCUUGUUUGGAGCAUGAAAUUUAAUGGAUGUUAUUGAUAUUUUUUGAUAUUUUGUACUGAUGAUAUAAAUAGGGGAUUAGGAUUAGGGUUAGGGUUCUGACUUUUGUAUUGUAUGGGAAUGGAAAUGGAGAGCUCGCGUAGAUCCUUCGACAGAUCGAGAGAACCGGGCUUGAAGAAGCCUCGAUUGACUGAGGAGCUCGACCGUGGUCCAAACCAGAACCCGAUCGGACGGCCUUUUGUGAGACCGGUGGUUGUGCAUCCGGUGAGGUUCCGAGCGAGUGAUAGGGAUUCGGAGGGCAGCGACCGCGGGGGAUAUCAGCCGCAGCCGCCGCAGCAUCAGGAACUAUUGAGCCAGUAUCAGACCGCGCUCGCUGAGCUCACGUUCAAUUCAAAGCCGAUUAUCACUAACUUGACUAUAAUCGCCGGUGAGAACCUCGUUGCAGCGAAGGCGAUUGCUGCAAUUGUCUGUGCCAACAUUCUCGAGGUUCCUAGUGAGCAAAAGCUGCCUUCGCUCUAUCUUUUAGACAGUAUCGUAAAGAAUAUUGGUGGGGAUUACAUAAAAUACUUUGCUGCCAGACUACCUGAGGUUUUCUGCAAGGCAUAUAGGCAAGUAGACUCUUCUGUUCAUCCAAGUAUGCGGCAUCUUUUUGGAACUUGGAAAGGAGUCUUCCCUCUUCAGGCACUUCAGAUGAUUGAGAAAGAACUUGGCUUCACUCCCAUCGUCAAUGGUUCAUCUUCGGCAGCUACAACAACAUCUAAACCAGAUUCUCAUUCUCAACGCCCACCGCAUAGCAUUCAUGUAAAUCCCAAGUAUUUAGAAAGGCAGCGCCUUCAGCAGUCCAGCAGGGGUGUUCAGCGUCCUAGUGUAGAUGCACCAAGUGAACUUGUUCAUGAGAAGAAUAUUGGUUCUCCAUAUGGAGACUAUGAAUAUGGUUCUGAUCUUUCAAGGAAUUCAGGUUCGGGAGCUCGAAGAACUGGUGGGAGAAUUGAGCAAGGGCAUGACAAACCUUUGUAUGGAACUGGAGUCAGUGUUGCAGAGACAGUAUCUAGCCAAAAGAAUGGUAUCAAUAUCAAACAUGGAUUUCCAAAUUACCGAGCACCCAAACCUGCAUAUGCUGAUGCUCAUCUAAAGCCAACACAGAAUAUUGCAAAUAGGAGUGGCAGUGCGAGGUCUAGUAACUGGAAGAAUUCGGAGGAAGAGGAGUUCAUGUGGGAUGAUGUGAACUCCAGAUUAACGGAUCAGCAUGCAUCCAGUGUCUCUAAUGACUCAAGCAAAGAUCAUUGGACUACUGAUGAUUCAGAAAAGCUGGGGUUCGAAUACCACCUUCGAAAACCACAUAGUUUAGCUGAUGUUGGGUCAAAGGUCAAUAAGGAAGCUUCCAGCGAUUUGCUAUACAACGAACCAAAAGAGUCAACCCCUUUUGGGCACCGGAUGUCACCAUCUUGGACAUUGCAAGAAUCACAUUCCAUUGAUGGGGUGAUCCGUAAUUCAGGCCAUUCAGAAGGCUAUGCCACCACUCUCAGCGGGUCAUCGACAAGUGUUGCUUCUUCGCUAUCAAGGAUGGGAGGUCGACUGCAGAUGCGGCCAUCACAUGUUGGAGCGUCAGGCUUUGGGGUUGUAACAAAUGCUGUAUUGGGGUCCUCUGGAACUGUAGGGCAGCAACGGUUUCAGUCUCUGGGAGCAGCAUCACCAUCUGCACAGUCACCCAUGCGCCAGUAUCCUUCGUCACCUUUGUUAGCAGUGCAACCUUCCCAUCAUCAAUCACAAAGUUUGGCUGAGCAGGACCAUCCACUGACUCAGUCACUGCCUCGGCCUGAUUUAAAAGCUUCACAAUUUUCAGGGCGGUUGAACGCGGGGCCUCUCAACCAAUAUACUCAGGACUCCUCACCUAUUGAGCCUCCUAUUAUUCAGCUGGGACUCUUGCAAAAGUUGCAGCCUCGGGUUGUACGAGCUUCAUCUCCUUCAGUGCCUUCUUUUCAACCAAGGCACCAUGACCAGCAACAAACUGACUCUGCACAGGCUCAACCUUCUGGUGAGAUUCUAAAGCCCAUCCUGCCUCCUGUCUCAAAUUUUGUAACUCCCUCAACAAUGGGGAAUUCUGCAUCAGACCAUUCAGAUACUCUUGCUGCAGAAUCUUCAGGACAAUCAAGCACAUCUAGUUUGUUGGCUGCUGUUAUGAAGAGUGGAAUUUUCUCUAGCAAUUCAAUUACUGCUAGCCUACCUAAUCUGAGUGUCCAGGACAUGGGGCAAGUUCCAUCACAGUCAGGUAUUCAGCCUCCCCUGCCAAGUGGGCCUCCGCCAACGCAGUUUACGUCCUCAGGGCCCAGUAUUGUGUCAACAACUUCAUUAAGUUCUUCCCAUAAUAACUCACCAGCUCCGGCAAAUCUAUCUCAAGGAAAGGUAGAACCGCCUCUGCCACCUGGUCCACCACCUUCAUCUCUUGCAGGUAGUGCAUCCACACAACCCUCAAGCGCUGUGAAUGAUGCCUCGAAUCCAAUUUCAAACCUUUUGAGCUCAUUAGUUGCAAAGGGUUUGAUAUCGGCAUCAAAGACCGAGCCACCGACUCCUGUGCCAACUCAUAUACCAAAUCAGUCGCAAAACAAGAGCCUGGGUAUUACUACCACUAGCUCUGUAUCAGUUUCUUCUGUUCCCGAUUCCUCAGAAACCCCUGUUUCAAUUGCUAGGGAUGAGGUAUCUUUACCAGGACCUGCCAAUGAAAGCUCUGUUGCGUUACCUCAAUCCACCGCAGUGGAAAUAGAAAACCUCAUAGGUUUCAAGUUUAAGCCAGAUGUCAUCCGAGAAUUUCAUCCAUCUGUGAUCAGCGCACUAUUUGAUGACCUUCCAUAUCCAUGCAGUGUUUGUGGUCUUCGACUUCAGCUUCAAGAGCAUCUUGAUAGACACUUGGAGUGGCAUGCUCUUAGAAAUCCUGAACCUAAUGGUUUAAUUAGUGGAUCAAGGAGAUGGUAUGCAAACUCAUGUGACUGGGUUGCUGGGAAGCCAGGACUUACAUCUGGGGUUGUGUCUGCUGGUGUGGCAGACGAGUCUAGUAAGACAAUGGUUGAGAGUGAGCCGAUGGUUCCUGCAGAUGAGAGUCAAUGUGCAUGUGUUUUGUGUGGGGAGGUUUUUGAAGAUUUUUACAGUCAAGAACGGGAUGAAUGGAUGUUCAAAGGAGCAGCCUACGUGACUAUGCCAUCUAGGGAUGGUGAGAUAGGAACUUCAAAUGACAGUGCUGCCAAGGGUCCCGUUGUGCAUGCAAAUUGUAUGUCAGAAAGUUCAAGUCAUGACUUGGGAGUGGCUAGAGGUAUCAAAAUGGUAAGGCUCAAUGUUCAAUAAGGAUGGACUGAAAGGAUGUCAUCAAGUAUAACAUCCAAGAUAUCAUGUGCUGACAUUGUGAAAGGAUCAGACCCAUUGUUGUCUCCCUUUUAUUUUGUUUCUAAUUGGUCGAGGGCUGUGACGGAUCAAUAGUUUGAUCUUUCACUUCAGACCAGUGCAAAUGGUGGGCCUGAUCCUCUUUAUGUAAAAUGGUCAAAAUGUCUUGUUGCUUCUCUCAGUUUCUCCAUUUUGUGCUUUCCAUGACUAAUUGAACUUUCCAAUGAAUGGUUCAUUCUGAUGUU
This is a messenger RNA of Alnus glutinosa, 3896 nucleotides long. Its product is annotated as polyadenylation and cleavage factor homolog 4. Gene Ontology annotation, biological process: termination of RNA polymerase II transcription. Gene Ontology annotation, molecular function: RNA polymerase II complex binding; mRNA binding. NCBI's taxonomy places the organism in Eukaryota, Viridiplantae, Streptophyta, Magnoliopsida, Fagales, Betulaceae. The record is from RefSeq and is a predicted model, not a curated record. Gene Ontology annotation, cellular component: cytoplasm; mRNA cleavage factor complex. The coding region runs from base 394 to 3615 and encodes 1073 amino acids. The transcript has 5 exons.